Messenger RNA from Penicillium coprophilum, 1503 nucleotides. RefSeq lists its product as uncharacterized. The coding region runs from base 1 to 1503 and encodes 500 amino acids. Lineage: Eukaryota; Fungi; Ascomycota; Eurotiomycetes; Eurotiales; Aspergillaceae. The transcript is spliced from 9 exons. Gene Ontology annotation, cellular component: Cul4-RING E3 ubiquitin ligase complex. Gene Ontology annotation, molecular function: protein binding. The record is from RefSeq and is a predicted model, not a curated record.
AUGCAUCUAUGGCUCGCGAAAUUCCAGGAUUCUAUUAUGGUAAGUCAUGUUGUGAUAAGUUUCGUGCCUUCUGCCAAAGUACGCGAGGGCAAUGAGGAGAAGAAGAAGUACUUCAAGAUUCAAGCCAACCAUGUCGCACCUCCAAGUGCACAAUAUACACAGCAAUCCGUGAAGCGAAAGCGGUCGGAGCUGAAGACACGUGAAAACAAGACACGAUUAAGACAACGUGAGAAUAAUGAGAAGAUCAGAAAAGCCGCGUCGUUGAGGCACCCUUUGGUCAAUGUUCAAAGAGAGAUUGGAGUUCUUGUAUCCUCCUCCAAUGCCAGGCAAGAGCAGCAGACUCGCAUUCAGGCCAGCCAAAUGCGUCGUGGGGAACUUCAUCGUUUUGAGCCAUGGCCCAACUCGUACAGCAUCCGACAUGUCUUGCGUAACCCACGUUCUGGGACAUUGAUUGCCGGCUCGGCUCGUGGAUAUGAAUCGUCUGUAUCGGUCUGUUUCCCUGACAUUGACGAGUCACAGUGGAGCUAUGAUCACACCAUGGAACGGGUUCUAUUCAGAGAGCCGUACUGGCUAGGAUCGAUGUCUCUAAGCCCAUCAGGAUAUCUACUUGCAACAAUGAACGAAGGGCCGCAAGGCGACUGCUUCCUUUCGGCGCAUCUCCUCCCAGAGCCCGAUGAGGGCGGCAACUAUGUCUGGCCAACCUGUACGAUUCCAUCUUCAUCUCUAACCACAGAAAUUGUGCUCAUCCCAGACUUUUCAGUCUCUCACCCAAUUCGAAUCAGACCCCACUACCCAAUGUCAUUCUGGUGUUCCGCAGCUCAGCCCACAACAUCAAGCGCACACUUCGCCAUAGGAACAUCAGAAGGGCUCCACACCUUAGAGGGUACCAGCAACCAUUGGAGCCUAUCUAAGAAGCCAUUCAAGGGUAAUGCGGUUUCAACAAGCAACAGAAGACGCUCGGAGAACAAUCAGAGUAAAACCAGCGUGCAUGCCGUGGAAUGGAUGUCUCCAGACGUGAUUGCGGCGGGACAGAAAAACUCCAAAAUCUUCCUCCACGAUCUGCGCAGUGGUGGCAGUGCCACACGUCUCCAACACAACGAUGCCGUGAUGGCAAUAAAGAAGAUGGAUGAACAUCGGCUCGUGGCAGCGGGACCUAGCUCGCUACGAAUGUAUGACCUCCGCUUCGCGCCGGAGGCGCUCAAACGUCAUGACUCCUCGAAGUCCUAUCUCAAUUUCCAUGACUUCUCCUCACUUCCGUUCCCGACCUUCGACCUGAGCACCGAACUCGGUCUGCUGGCUAGUCCCUCCCAGGACUGCAAAAUCCAGCUCUUCUCUCUUCAGACCGGAUUGCAAGUCUCCUCGCCUCUCACAAGGCAUCAAUAUUCCUCGCCACCUAGCUGUGUGCGAUUUGAGUACGGUAAUGAUACCCCAGAGUGGCGGGGCCCGCAUGGACCGAGUUUGUUGGUUGGCACGGAUGAUGUAGUUGAGCAGUGGACCUGGUAG